AUGUUGGGGAGAAGGCGGGAGGGGGGACGGGGGGAUAUGGGUGGAUGGGAGGGAGUGGGUGCCAGCCGGGGGUGCCCCCGCUUUAAGCUGAUGGACCACCCACUGCGUGUUCCACCCUUCCAACCCCUACUGAUAUAUUGCUGCUCUAUAACAAAUCAGAGGACCCGUGGGACGUACGAUUUCGCACUCUUAUUUCAUUGGUCGAUUUCUCUAUACGGGAGAGAGUUCAUUUAUCAGUCCCAGGUGGUCAACACCCUCAUCCCGCCCACAAUUUGGCAUAUUAUUAUGUCCACCACGUCACCAUCACCAUCACCAUCACCAUCACCAUCACCAUCACCAUCACCAUCACCAUCACCAUCACCCUCGCCACUACCAUCACCUUUGGGGCCAUAUGUACGAUUGCCGUCUUCAGAGACCCAGCUGUUAACGUCCGCAAUACAAUACCUGGACGAAUAUCGCUGGAAAGAUGCUUUCAAGACCAUCUGUGUCGCUGGACAUGCGAUGCACAGCCCACCCGCCAAGCUUCACAACCUGCACCUGCUACCACAUAUCAACCAGCUUUUUGAAGCUAUCAUGCUCCAUCACGCCUAUGGUGUUGACCACCACGUAGACCACACCAUCAACCACAUUUUGCACCUCGCUGUCCGGACCUGUCAGGAUGCUAGAGAAGACCAACAUGACACAUAUUCUGACGAAUGCAUCAGAUGGAUGACGCCAAUCGAAGUCGAAAUAGGGCAAUACCUCCAGUUCUAUCGCAUGUUCUGUCGGUACCUCGAGAACUACUCCAUGUCUAUCGAGUCCGACCGCAUUUUGGACGAUGUGCGCAACCUGAUACAAAAGAUGUGUCCGACUGUCAACAACUUGUGUGGGUGGGUGCCCAGGACACCGCCAAGAGAUAUCCGCCAAGACAUGCAAGGAGCGGCAGCCGACAACACGCCGCGCAGGCGAUCACAACGAUUGCGCUCCCACCACUCAACACCGGAGCCUGCCGCCUCAAACCCAAGGCAGCAAAGGAGAUCUCAACGACCUCGGCGCCGGAGGGUGUCACCCCCACCCCAACUACCAACCCCACCCACCCAAAGCGGCGAUCUGACGUGUUCUUCAACCUACAAGACUGAAGAUUACAUCCCCUCCCUGCUCACGCCAAUGACUCAGUUUUCAGCCCCGCGCUCCUCGCAGGUACCAAAAGUGAACGAGCCAGAAGAAGAGCCCACCCAGCUUGUGGGUUCAAGGGUGUUGCAGUUCAUCAAGCCACCAAUACCGAGACCCAGAUUGGCGGAAGGAGGAAUUUUACCGGCCGAUUUCACUUCGCUGCGUCCUGUUCAUAUCCAUGUUACAUCGGAAAGAUGUUGUUCAGGCUUAUAG
This is a messenger RNA of Podospora anserina S mat+, 1365 nucleotides long. RefSeq lists its product as uncharacterized. The record is from RefSeq and is a predicted model, not a curated record. The transcript is spliced from 2 exons. The coding region runs from base 1 to 1365 and encodes 454 amino acids. NCBI's taxonomy places the organism in Eukaryota, Fungi, Ascomycota, Sordariomycetes, Sordariales, Podosporaceae.